AUGGGAAUUCUGGGGCUUUCAUUAUUUGACGUUGGAAGCAACAACUACAUCAAUACCACCACUUUUCUUCUGGCAAACUUCGAUCCAUACGGCGAAACUUUCUUCAAGCAUCCCAACGGCAUAUUUUCCGAUGCAUGGCUGAAUAUGCCGUGUUACCGCUAUUACUACCAUCCAGCAUCGUACCCUGAUGAUUAUAUCUUUGGGGCUAAUUUUGCAUCAGCAGGAUCUGGAGCUUUGGUUGAAACUCGUCAAGGAACUGUGAUAGGCCUGCAAACUCAGGCAAGUUACUUCAAACAAGUUAGCAAGCUAUUGAAGAAGAAACUAGGAGAUCGAGAAGCCAAGGCAUUUCUGGGAAGAGCUGUCUAG
Neltuma alba is the source of this 366-nucleotide messenger RNA. Its product is annotated as GDSL esterase/lipase 5-like. The record is from RefSeq and is a predicted model, not a curated record. NCBI's taxonomy places the organism in Eukaryota, Viridiplantae, Streptophyta, Magnoliopsida, Fabales, Fabaceae. Gene Ontology annotation, molecular function: lipase activity. The transcript has 4 exons. Bases 1 to 366 code for a protein of 121 amino acids.